CAUGGCGGAAGCCAGGAGUGAUGAGAUCAAUGAUCAGGUCAAUAGCUCACAAAAAAGAUCAUUGGUUGGCGAAAUUGAGAAUAAAAGCUCUAAGAAAGUGAAGCAUGAUGCAAUGAGUGAUUUCAAAUUGGUGAAAGUUCUUUCAGAGAAUGCUAGGAAUAAAACAAUAAUUUUGCAUUUGCAAGAUAAAAUUGAGCAUAAAGAUGCUGUGUCUAUUCUUGAAAAGACCCCAUUUUCUAAUACCAUGAUUGACAAGAUUCUUUCCAGUGAUGGUCAGAUGAAAGUGCAAUUUAACAAUGAUAUUUACUCUCAACUUCUUUGCAAGUUUCCAGAAGAAAUCAAUUUUGUGAAGAAUACACUGAUAUAUCCAGCUACUGAAAAACAUGUCAAAAAAUAUUCAGCUCAACAAUUUUACUUAGUGGCGGAAACACCAGAUGUUUAUAAAAAAGUCACUCUUCCAUUCAUUAAAGAACAAGCUGUUCAUUUACAGUGGGUGUAUAAUAUUUUGGAGAAGAAAGCAGAAUCAGAUCGGAUCAUAUAUGAAGAUUCACAUUCUGAACAUGGCUUUAUCGUUUUACCUGAUCUCAAGUGGGAACAAACACAAAUGAAAAGUCUUUAUGUUAUGGCAAUUUGUUAUAAACAUGGAAUAAAUACAUUACGGGAUUUGAAUUCUUCACAUUUACCACUUCUAAAGAAUAUUCUUCAACAAGGAUCAGAGGCAAUCCUGAAGACUUACAAUGUUUACCCAUCACAACUUCGUGUGUUCGUUCAUUACCAGCCAACUUACUAUCAUUUUCACGUGCAUUUCACGCAUGUAGAGUACGAGGCACCUGGUAGUGUUGCUGGAAGAGCUCAUCUCUUGCAAGAUAUCAUAGAUAACAUUGAAAAUAUUGACAGCAAUUAUUAUGCAAAGAGGACUUUACAUUUUCAAAUCAGUGGAAACAACAGCCUCUUUUCUUGUUUGAAAGCUGCAGGGGUUGUUAAUGAAAUAGAUGCUGAUAGCUAGACAGCCUUACAGUUGAUAUAUAUUUUAUACUGUUGAAUGUUAGUUAAAUAGGUUUCCCAUAGUGCACCUGCCUCUUACUGAACUGUAUACAGUGAUCGUACAGUAUAACGAAAGUUUGCUGCCAAUUGUUGGGAUUGAAAAAAAUGGUUUUAAUCAUCCCCUUUGAAUACUCCGUCUUUAUAUUGGAUAGAAAGUUGCUAUAACACACGCAGGACGAAUGAGAAUGGACUGUGGAGGAGUUAAGUCAAGUGAUGGUUGUACGCAGCUGAAUAAAAAUGUUUAAUCCAGUCUACUGUAGAUCAGUCUUAUGACAUCACAAUUUGAUUAAUUUUCUGCAUCGCGUCUAAAAGCGUGCGUCGUAUUUCACCAAAGAUUUUAAAAA
Molecule: messenger RNA, 1388 nt
Organism: Dendronephthya gigantea
Lineage: Eukaryota; Metazoa; Cnidaria; Anthozoa; Malacalcyonacea; Nephtheidae
Product: m7GpppX diphosphatase-like
Exons: 4
Coding region: 2-1006 (334 amino acids)
Biological process (GO): deadenylation-dependent decapping of nuclear-transcribed mRNA
Cellular component (GO): nucleus; P-body
Molecular function (GO): RNA 7-methylguanosine cap binding; hydrolase activity
Source: RefSeq, a predicted model, not a curated record